This is a messenger RNA of Callithrix jacchus (white-tufted-ear marmoset), 3619 nucleotides long. It is a transcript of the gene CTNNB1, whose product is annotated as catenin beta 1. Gene Ontology annotation, molecular function: cadherin binding. NCBI's taxonomy places the organism in Eukaryota, Metazoa, Chordata, Mammalia, Primates, Cebidae. The record is from RefSeq and is a predicted model, not a curated record. Gene Ontology annotation, biological process: cell adhesion.
GUAGCCCGGCCCCGGGAGCGGAGAGCGAGGGGAGGCGGAGACGGAGGAAGGUCCGACGAGCAGCCUCAGUGCCCGCCGAGCCGCCACCGCAGGUCGAGGACGGUUGGACUCCCGCGGCGGGAGGAGCCUGUUCCCCUGAGGGUAUCUGAAGUAUACCAUACAACUGUUUUGAAAAUCCAGCGUGGACAAUGGCCACUCAAGCUGAUUUGAUGGAGUUGGACAUGGCCAUGGAACCAGACAGAAAAGCAGCUGUUAGUCACUGGCAGCAACAGUCCUACCUGGACUCUGGAAUCCAUUCUGGCGCCACUACCACAGCUCCUUCUCUGAGUGGUAAAGGCAAUCCUGAGGAAGAGGAUGUGGAUACCUCCCAAGUCCUAUAUGAGUGGGAACAGGGGUUUUCUCAGUCCUUCACUCAAGAACAAGUAGCUGAUAUUGAUGGACAGUAUGCAAUGACUCGAGCUCAGAGGGUACGAGCCGCUAUGUUCCCGGAGACACUAGAUGAGGGCAUGCAGAUCCCAUCUACACAGUUUGAUGCUGCUCACCCCACCAAUGUCCAGCGUUUGGCUGAACCGUCACAGAUGCUGAAACAUGCCGUUGUAAACUUGAUCAACUAUCAGGAUGAUGCAGAACUUGCCACACGCGCAAUCCCCGAACUCACAAAACUGCUCAAUGAUGAGGACCAGGUGGUGGUGAAUAAGGCUGCAGUUAUGGUCCAUCAGCUUUCUAAAAAGGAAGCUUCCAGACACGCUAUCAUGCGUUCUCCUCAGAUGGUGUCUGCUAUUGUACGUACCAUGCAGAAUACAAAUGAUGUAGAAACAGCUCGUUGUACUGCUGGGACCUUGCAUAACCUUUCCCAUCAUCGGGAGGGCUUGCUGGCCAUCUUUAAAUCUGGAGGCAUUCCUGCCCUGGUGAAAAUGCUUGGUUCACCAGUGGAUUCUGUGUUGUUUUAUGCCAUUACAACUCUCCACAACCUUUUGUUACACCAAGAAGGAGCCAAAAUGGCAGUGCGUUUAGCUGGCGGGCUGCAGAAAAUGGUUGCCUUGCUCAACAAAACAAAUGUUAAAUUCUUGGCUAUUACGACAGACUGCCUUCAAAUUUUAGCUUAUGGCAACCAAGAAAGCAAGCUGAUUAUACUGGCCAGUGGUGGACCCCAAGCCUUAGUAAAUAUAAUGAGGACCUACACUUAUGAAAAACUACUGUGGACCACAAGCAGAGUGCUGAAGGUGCUAUCUGUCUGCUCUAGUAAUAAGCCGGCUAUUGUAGAAGCUGGUGGAAUGCAAGCUUUAGGGCUUCACCUGACAGAUCCAAGUCAACGUCUUGUUCAGAACUGUCUUUGGACUCUCAGGAAUCUUUCAGAUGCUGCAACUAAACAGGAAGGGAUGGAAGGUCUCCUUGGGACUCUUGUUCAGCUUCUGGGUUCAGAUGAUAUAAAUGUGGUCACCUGUGCAGCUGGAAUUCUUUCUAACCUCACUUGCAAUAAUUAUAAGAACAAGAUGAUGGUCUGCCAAGUGGGUGGUAUAGAGGCUCUUGUGCGUACUGUCCUUCGGGCUGGCGACAGGGAGGACAUCACUGAGCCUGCCAUCUGUGCCCUUCGCCAUCUGACCAGCCGACACCAAGAAGCAGAGAUGGCUCAGAAUGCAGUUCGCCUUCACUAUGGACUCCCAGUUGUGGUUAAGCUCCUACACCCACCAUCCCACUGGCCUCUGAUAAAGGCUACUGUUGGAUUGAUUCGAAAUCUUGCCCUUUGUCCCGCGAAUCAUGCUCCUUUGCGUGAGCAGGGUGCCAUUCCACGACUAGUCCAGUUGCUUGUUCGCGCACAUCAGGACACCCAGCGCCGUACAUCCAUGGGUGGGACACAGCAGCAAUUUGUGGAGGGAGUCCGCAUGGAAGAAAUAGUUGAAGGUUGUACUGGAGCCCUUCACAUCCUAGCUCGGGAUGUUCACAACCGAAUUGUCAUCAGAGGACUAAAUACCAUUCCAUUGUUUGUGCAGCUGCUUUAUUCUCCCAUUGAAAAUAUCCAAAGAGUAGCUGCAGGGGUCCUCUGUGAACUUGCUCAGGACAAGGAAGCUGCAGAAGCUAUUGAAGCUGAGGGAGCCACAGCUCCUCUGACAGAGUUACUUCACUCUAGGAAUGAAGGUGUGGCGACGUAUGCAGCUGCUGUUUUGUUCCGAAUGUCUGAGGACAAGCCACAAGAUUACAAGAAACGGCUUUCAGUUGAGCUGACCAGUUCUCUCUUCAGAACGGAGCCAAUGGCUUGGAAUGAGACUGCUGAUCUUGGACUUGAUAUUGGUGCCCAGGGAGAACCCCUUGGAUAUCGCCAGGAUGACCCUAGCUAUCGUUCUUUUCACUCUGGUGGAUAUGGCCAGGAUGCCUUGGGUAUGGACCCCAUGAUGGAGCAUGAGAUGGGUGGCCACCACCCUGGUGCUGACUAUCCCGUUGAUGGGCUGCCAGAUCUGGGGCAUGCCCAGGACCUCAUGGAUGGGCUGCCUCCAGGUGACAGCAAUCAGCUGGCCUGGUUUGAUACUGACCUGUAAAUCAUCCUUUAGGUAAGAAGUUUUAAAAAGCCAGUUUGGGUGAAAUACUUUUACUCUACCUACAGAACUUCAGAAAGACUUGGUUGGUAGGGUGGGAGUGGUUUAGGCUAUUUGUAAAUCUGCCACAAAAACAGGUAUAUACUUUGAAAGGAGAUGUCUUGGAACAUUGGAAUGUUCUCAGAUUUCUGGUUGUUAUGUGAUCAUGUGUGGAAGUUAUUAACUUUAAUGUUUUUUGCCACAGCUUUUGCAACUUAAUACUCAAAUGAGUAACAUUUGCUGUUUUAAACAUUAAUAGCAGCCUUUCUCUCUUUAUACAGCUGUAUUGUCUGAACUUGCAUUGUGAUUGGCCUGUAGAGUUGCUGAGAGGGCUCGAGGGGUGGGGCUGGUAUCUCAGAAAGUGCCUGACACACUAACCAAGCUGAGUUUCCUAUGGGAACAAUUGAAGUAAACUUUUUGUUCUGGUCCUUUUUGGUCGAGGAGUAACAAUACAAAUGGAUUUUGGGAGUGACUCAAGAAGUGAAGAAUGCACAAGAAUGGAUCACAAGAUGGAAUUUAUCAAACCCUAGCCUUGCUUGUUAAAUUUUUUUUUUUAAACUAUAUCUGUAAUGGUACUGACUUUGCUUGCUUUGAAGUAGCUUUUAAUUUUUUUUUGGCAGUAACUUAGUUUUUUAAGUCUCUUGUAGUGUUAAGUUAUAGUGAAUACUGCUACAGCAAUUUCUAAUUUUUAAGAAUUGAGUAAUGGUGUAGAACACUAAUUCAUAAUCACUCUAAUUGUAAUCUGAAUAAAGUGUAACAUUGUGUAGCCUUUUUGUAUAAAAUAGACAAAUAGAAAAUGGUCCAAUUAGUUUCCUUUUUAAUAUGCUUAAAAUAAGCAGGUGGAUCUAUUUCAUGUUUUUGAUCAAAAACUUUAUUUGGGAUAUGUAUGGGUAGGGUAAAUCAGUAAGAGGUGUUAUUUGGAACCUUGUUUUGGACAGUUUACCAGUUGCCUUUUAUCCCAAAGUUGUUGUAACCUGCUGUGAUAUGAUGCUUCAAGAGAAAAUGCGGUUAUAAAAAAUGGUUCAGAAUUAAACUUUUAAUUCAUUCAA